AUGGUGAAAGCAGCAGGAGAAAGGAGGAUGUGGGACAAUGGUGGCAGUGACAUACAAAAAGGUUCAGAAUUACUGUGUCGGAUUGCCGUCUGGGACAAAAGUGAAAACGGGGAUUGGCAUUGCACUGCCAGCUGGAAGACACACAGUGGAUCUGUGUGGCGUGUGACAUGGGCUCAUCCUGAAUUUGGGCAGGUCCUUGCUUCCUGCUCUUUUGAUAGAACUGCAGCUGUAUGGGAAGAAAUAGUGGGAGAGUCAAACGAUAAGCUCCGAGGGCAGAGUCACUGGGUAAAGAGGACAACUCUAGUGGACAGUAGGACAUCUGUUACAGAUGUUAAGUUUGCUCCCAAGCAUAUGGGUCUUAUGUUAGCAACUUGUUCAGCAGAUGGAGUUGUAAGGAUUUAUGAAGCUCCAGAUGUGAUGAAUCUCAGUCAGUGGUCACUGCAGCAUGAAAUCUCAUGUAAGCUAAGCUGCAGCUGCAUUUCUUGGAACCCUUCAAGUUCUCGAGCUCAUUCUCCAAUGAUAGCUGUAGGAAGUGAUGACAACAGUCCGAAUAUAUUGGCUAAGGUUCAAAUUUAUGAAUAUAACGAAAACACCAGGAAAUAUGCAAAAGCAGAAGCUCUAAUGACAGUCACAGAUCCUGUACAUGAUAUUGCCUUUGCUCCAAACCUGGGAAGAUCCUUCCACAUCUUAGCUGUAGCAACCAAAGAUGUACGAAUUUUCACACUAAAACCGCUAAGGAAAGAGUUGACGACUUCUGGAGGAUUAACAAAAUUUGAAAUUCAUAUUGCGGCUCAGUUUGAUAAUCACAAUUCCCAGGUCUGGCGAGUGAGCUGGAAUAUUACAGGCACGGUGCUUGCCUCCUCUGGUGAUGAUGGCUGUGUUAGGCUAUGGAAGGCUAAUUAUAUGGACAACUGGAAGUGCACUGGUAUACUGAAAGGUAACGGGAGUCCAGUCAAUGGUAGUUCUCAGCAGGGAAUUUUUAAUGCCUCUCUAGGUUCAGCCAAUACAAGCCUACAGAAUUCCCUGAAUGGAUCGUCUGCUGGCAGGUAUUUCUUUCCCCCUCUGGAUUCCCCACGGGCUGGAUCGAGAUGGUCCAGUCAUGCCCAGCUCCUUCCUCCUCCUCCUCUGAUAGAGCAAUCUUGCGAUGCUGACACUGCCAACCUUCAAUAUCCUCACCCUCGCAGACGAUGUGUCUCUCGACCUCUUAAUCUAUUACCUGAGAAUGAAGGGGUUUAACAUACAUAAAUUUAAGUUCUAAAGGGCCUUAUUCUGAUGUUUGCAAAUACUUCCAUUUCUGGCUGCUUUUGUUUCUUCUUUCCUACAGAAGAUUUUCAAAAUUUGGGGGCUUUAUUGCAUGUUUUGCAAAACAAACCACAAUAUUUGGAACCUGUUAUUUGUGCUUGUGCAUCAAAGGAGCAAUUUAAUCUGUACCCUUUGACCUAUAGCAACACAGACAAACAGUGUUAACCAUCAGCUAUCUACGAAGUAGCUGACUUCAAAGUGCCUGUCUAUUAUUAUUAUUUUGAAAUCAGUUUAUUGUGGUCUUGAUUUUCUUUUUUGCAUUGCACUGAAAAAUGUGAAACUUACUGUCAAAACUCAACAUGCUUUCAAGAAGCUAUUUAGUAACUAAAGGAUGAUGUUGGAUCAACUCAUAAAAGAAACCAUUCCUGUGUAUACUGCAGCAAAAAAGAGUUUGGAGCCUUGGGUUGCUUUAAGAAUUUUCCAUCUUGCUGUAUAGACAUUUAAAUUUUAUAAUUGUGAUUGACUAAUAAACUUAUUCUUUUAAAAGGUC
Struthio camelus australis is the source of this 1792-nucleotide messenger RNA. NCBI's taxonomy places the organism in Eukaryota, Metazoa, Chordata, Aves, Struthioniformes, Struthionidae. The record is from RefSeq and is a predicted model, not a curated record.